Molecule: messenger RNA, 818 nt
Organism: Clarias gariepinus (North African catfish)
Lineage: Eukaryota; Metazoa; Chordata; Actinopteri; Siluriformes; Clariidae
Product: snaclec rhodocytin subunit alpha-like
Exons: 2
Coding region: 156-737 (193 amino acids)
Source: RefSeq, a predicted model, not a curated record
UGCAAUCGCUUGUUUGUUUUCUGUUGUUGGUGGUGGGUUGUGGUGUAGCUGUAGGUCUGACAAAGGAAUACAUUUUUAAAAGCUCUUCAUUCAUUUGGCGUGAUGCUCAGUCUUAUUGCAGACAAUACUACAAAGAUCUGGCCACCAUCACCACUAUGCAGGAAAACAAUCAAAUUUUACAAUCUGGAUCUGGAUCUGCUGACAGUUGGAUUGGGCUGAACAGAUCAUUUGGCAUCUGGGGUUGGUCUGAUGGAGAACACAUUUCCAUCCUGAACUGGAAAAGUGGCUUUCCUAUAUAUGGAGAUGCAACAUAUGGAUACAAUUGUUGUUCCAUUUCUUUUCAAUAUCAAGGGUUCUGGGUGAAUCACUACUGUAGAGAUCAGAGAAAUUUCUACUGUUAUCAGUACCUGAUCUUGGUGCAGGAGAAGAAGACCUUUGAUGAAGCUCAGGAGUACUGUAGGACCAAUUACACUGGUCUGGCCUCUGUGACCUCUUGGAUGAGCCUGCAGCAGCUGAAUCUAGAGACGUCAAAGACGCAGACAGAGAAUGUGUGGAUUGGCCUUCGCUUCCUGAAUGGAAAGUGGUUGUGGAUGAGCCAAGAGGCGCAGGGGAGCCUGGUCUCAAUGCCUUCAUGUCCACCCCUCUCUUCCCGCUGUGGAUCUCUUCACACCACAACAAACACCUUGGAGAACCGCAACUGCAAUGACAGGCUCAACUUUGUCUGUUACUGGACGUGAAUUUAUGAAAGUACAACUCUCCUUCAAGAGGAAUAUAGAUGUAUCACAUAAAAAAAAAAUCAGUUCCUUAUUAGUUUUAGC